GCCUUUGCUGCAUUCAUUUCCGAAUGUUCGCCUGCAUGCUCUUCCGAAUUACGUCUCGCAUGCAUAUUAGCUAGCGACCAUGCGUCGUUUACGCAGCUGAAAUUGGCAAAUAUUGAUGUUCGCCGCUUCUGUCCGCAUCAGGAUGUUCCAGAAACGCCUGCGCAUUACGCACAAGUUAAAUUAUGAAUUUGUUGCAGGCGGACGUAUAUGGUGGUUCCGCUUUGUUAUGGACAGUCAGUGGAAGUGGCGCAUCAAGUUUGGCCUUGCUCCGCCCAGCCUUCCAGCUUGCCCAAAAGCUUCUUUUCGGAUAGAAGACGAUGGAGAACCCGGCCGCAAAUCCUUGCACCUAACAGACACUAAGUUCGUCGAGACGGUUGUGCCAGAUGUACCUUAUUACGAUAUGAUAUAUAGCGGGGUAGCUGGCAAGGCUGCCAACUGCCUUCAGUGGUCUUUGGGCGAUUGGGUGAUGCACGAGAAUCCCGUUCAUGUGGACCGCGAUGGCGCCCUACAUGUAACGAUGGAAAUGAUAUGCAAAAAUUGGUAGUUUGUUGUGGCACUUGUUUCUUGCAUCAGGAACAAGUGAACGGGCCAUUAUUGUUGAGCCAUACGAGCAAAAAUAU
Molecule: messenger RNA, 620 nt
Organism: Suillus subalutaceus
Lineage: Eukaryota; Fungi; Basidiomycota; Agaricomycetes; Boletales; Suillaceae
Exons: 5
Coding region: 116-544 (142 amino acids)
Source: RefSeq, a predicted model, not a curated record